This is a messenger RNA of Exophiala spinifera, 1647 nucleotides long. RefSeq lists its product as uncharacterized. The coding region runs from base 1 to 1647 and encodes 548 amino acids. Gene Ontology annotation, molecular function: hydrolase activity, hydrolyzing O-glycosyl compounds. The record is from RefSeq and is a predicted model, not a curated record. NCBI's taxonomy places the organism in Eukaryota, Fungi, Ascomycota, Eurotiomycetes, Chaetothyriales, Herpotrichiellaceae. The transcript has a single exon.
AUGAGGCCGUCAGCUUCUGGCACCCGAGCAUGGUGCUCUAGCCUCUUGCUUCUUGUAGCAGCACAAACUACCACCAGCUUCUCACCUUGGACCCGGUCAACCGCUCUAGGUGUCACUGUUCCAGCUUCUGCAGAGGGCGCAUCAUAUGGACAGUCUUCCUCCUUUGCCUCGUUUUCGUUCGAGCCUGCGUUCUGGGUGGAGUUCUUUGGCAAUGCAAGCAAGCCAAACACUCUCACUUUCGAACUGCUCUCACGCAUCCACGAGAGAGGUGGAAGACCCAUCAUCCGACCGGGAGGGAUCACCAUGGACAGCAUGAUCUUUGAUGCGUCUGCGGGAGACCCUGAGCGCACAACAAGCCCAAGUGGCGGAGUGUAUCGAACAACGGUAGGACCCAGCUACUUCCACAGCUGGUCCAAUUUUCCCCAGGGUACAAAGUUCGUCUCGACGCUCAAUUUCGGAAAUGACAGCCUCGAUAUUGCCCGCGACAUGGCGCUAGCUUCAGUCAUGUACCAGCAGGAGAAGAUCGAAUAUUUCGAACUCGGCAACGAACCCACAAACUAUCCAAGUACGCGCUGGGAUAACAGCACAGCCGCAUACGUGCAGCAGUGGAAGCAGUGGACAGGUGAAAUUGAUACAGCAGUCAAUCACACCUUGGGCGCAAAUGCCUCUCGACUCGGCAGUGACCGAUGGUGGGCAUCGUCUGCAACCACGGACAAAUCUGGACUCAACGUCCGGCCGGCCGAUAUUAUUCCUGCCGGCGUGGACUCGGCCGAUCAAGUCGCCGAAUACUCGAUCCAUUCGUAUGCAUUUUCGACCUGUGACCCUGGCCGUGCCGCACUGGCUACCACCCAGAACAUCCUCAACCAUACCGAGCUCACCACAUACGCAGAUGAGGAGAUCUACCCGUCCGCUAAAGCUGCGUUGGACUCUGGAAAGCCUUGGGUCGUCGGAGAAUUCAACUCGAUCUCCUGCUCGGGCCAGCCGAACGUCACCGACACGUUCGCGCAAGCUCUAUGGACAGUGGAUGUCGAGCUGAUCUACGCUGUCCGCAAUGCCUCGUCUGUUCAUUUGCAUCAAGGCGCCACUUUGGUAUUUCAGAGCGACAACCAGGUCAACUCCGCUGGUAGCGAUGGCUCGCCGGGCUACUCCACCUAUGACAUACUCUAUCCGCGAGAUAGCCGUAAACGUGGCAAAGCUCGCGCCUUGCCUAGUUUUGUCAGCCAACUGUUCAUGGCUGAAGCGUUCCAUACAUCACAGAACGGAGCUGCUGGCGUUCGGGUGAAAGAACUCAAACCUCCGCAAGGUGUGGACUCGGCGCGAUUUGCAGGUUAUUCCUUCUACGUGAAUGGCAAGUUGAGCAAAGUGGCCUUGUUGAACAUGAAACCACUGUACGCAAACUCGACUGAGGAUUUCUCGUUGGACCUGAAUCUGGGCUUGAGCGGCCAGGCAUGGGUCAAGAGAAUGACGGCUCCAUCCGUUGACGAGACGAGAUCCCAGAACGUCACAUGGGCAGGACAGUCGUUCCCGAAUGGAGAAGCUAUAGGCAAACUCGAGAUCGAAGAGGUAGGAAAAGGAGGUAGUGUUAGUGUCAGAGGGAGCGAGGCAGUGCUCAUAUUCCUUGACAAGAAUGAUGUAUACGGCCUGUGA